AUGACGAGCCUUGAGAAAUUGGUCGGUAGCACUGGUGAUGGUGACAAUCGUAAUUUUGGUGUCGAUUUUGUCGUCCACCAGCUGAUCCCGACCCAAGAACGCACCGAGGCCGAGGCCGCUUUUAUCCAAUUAAUCGAGACUCUCACAAAGGUCGGCUUAGCUACCGAGGUCCGCGCAGGGAGCGACAACUCCCUCCUGAUCUUCACCAAGAUCGCAUCAUGGGACUUUCUUGCUCAGCAGGUGUACCGCUCCCGCCUUCAGGACUGGCUGAAUGGCCUGCGCUCCUCUGCACCGGAGAGGGAGAUUCGACGUGCGCUCGAAGACGAGCCCGUCACCGAGGCUGAGCGCUCUCGCAUUGUCUACCUCCUCAUCACCAAGCCCCAGAAUGACGGCGGCGCGGGCAUCACGCCCGGGAAUGGCCAGUGGAGGUACAUUCAGUCCAUACUCCCUCUGCACGACCACAACUUCAACAAGGCCUGGAUCAAGAAAUGGGGCCAGAAAUACCUCUUGAAUCAGGCCGAUCUGGAUGAGAUUCGUGACAAAUUCGGCGAGGGUGUCGCCUUUUACUUCGCCUUUGUCCAGUCCUACUUUCGAUUCCUCCUCUUCCCCAGUGCCUUUGGUCUCUUCGCAUGGCUCUUCCUUGGAAAGUUCUCCUACUUUUACGCCCUCGUCAACUGCCUCUGGUCAGUCGUGUUUUUCGAGUUCUGGAAGCAGAAGGAGGUUGAUAUGGCUGUCCAAUGGGGUGUCCGGGGUGCCUCCCGGGUUCAACUUCCUCGCCCCGAGUUUGAGUGGGAGUAUGAGGCCGAAGAUCCUGUGACUGGCGAACCAAUCAAGGUAUACAGUCCGAUGAAACGAAUUAAAACGCAAUUGCUCCAAAUCCCCUUCGCUCUGGCCUGUAUCGUGGUCCUCGGCGGCGUUGUUGUUACAUGCAAUUCGUUGGAAGUCUACAUCAAUGAGAUGUACGAUGGGGGUGGCAAAGCGGUUCUCGGCCUCAUUCCAACUAUUCUUCUUAGCUCUCUAAUCCCGGCUUUCUCUGCCGUGUUGAUGAAGGGAGCCGAAGUUCUAACUCGGUGGGAGAACUACCAAAACGUAGAUGCCUACAAUGCCGCUCUCAUCCAGAAACAAUUCGUCCUCAACUUCAUGACCUCUUACAUGGCCCUUCUGUUCACCUUGUUCGUCUACAUUCCGUUUGGGGAGAUCUUGAUCCCAUUCUUGAAUUUCUGGCACAGCACGGCCCAGGUAGUGAGCUUCAACGAGAACCCUCUACCGGCCAAGGAGUUCAAGAUCAACCCAGCCAGGAUUAGUGGACAAAUGUUCUACCUGACCAUCACCGCUCAGAUUGUGAGCCUUCUUACACAAGUCGUAGUUCCUUACGUGAAGCGCCAAGUCUUCGCCGAAGCGAAAAAGCUCAGUUCCAAGGAUACCACGCCCGCAGUCCAAGACCGUCCUGAGGAACACGAAUUUCUCAAGAGGGUCCGCAAGGAGUGCGAGCUGGAAGUUUACGAUGUCAGCACUGACUAUCGCCAAAUGGUGAUUCAAUUUGGCCAUCUUUCCAUGUUCUCUUCCGCAUGGCCUCUUGCGGCAUGCUGCUUCCUCGUGAACAACUGGGUUGAACUACGAUCAGACGCCGUCAAAAUCGCUAUUGGAAGCCAACGUCCCAUCCCAUUCCGGGCCGACACAAUAGGCCCGUGGUUAACUGCCCUCGGAUUUCUCUCGUGGCUUGGCAGCGUAUCUAGCGCAGCCAUUGUGUUCCUCUGCGGGGGCUCGACAGAUCAUGAACGUGGCACAAUGUCGCACAUUAGCGCUUGGGGCGUUCUUAGCAGUGUCUUUCUGGCAGAGCACUUCUACUUCUUGGUCCAGAUGGCAGUGCGAUAUUUCAUGAGCAAGUUCGAGAACUAUGGACAACAGAAAGAACGAAAGGAGCGAUUCUUGAUCAAGAAGAGAUUCCUUGAAGAAACCCUCGGCCAGGGAGUUGCCGAGCAAGCUGCCACCCCAGGGCUCACCCACGGGGAGAAGAUCACUCGGGAAGCAUUGGAGGAGCAGGAACGCGAGGCUUCAAUCAAGGGCCAUGCUUCUCCUGAAGAUCUGUUCUGGCAGCGACAGCGAGGAGUCCAGGAAACCAUCACAGUCGGACGAAGCAUGAUUGAGAAGGCUGUCACCGAGAAAGGAGCGGGUAAACCUGCUCAACCCAGUCCUAGAGCGUAG
Molecule: messenger RNA, 2205 nt
Organism: Clonostachys byssicola
Lineage: Eukaryota; Fungi; Ascomycota; Sordariomycetes; Hypocreales; Bionectriaceae
Source: the annotation of a GenBank genome assembly